Messenger RNA from Triticum aestivum (bread wheat), 1077 nucleotides. Its product is annotated as F-box protein PP2-B11-like. Lineage: Eukaryota; Viridiplantae; Streptophyta; Magnoliopsida; Poales; Poaceae. The coding region runs from base 23 to 364 and encodes 113 amino acids. The transcript is spliced from 3 exons. Gene Ontology annotation, molecular function: protein binding. The record is from RefSeq and is a predicted model, not a curated record.
UAUCCACGAGAUCUAUCCCAUCAUGGAAGCAGGCGGCAAUGAGAUCUCGCGCCUGUCGGAGGAAGUCCUGGCGUCGAUCCUCUCCCUCACGUCGCCGCCUGACGCAGGACGCUGUGCCGCCGUCUCCCAUGCCUUCCUCGCCGCCGCGGACUCGGACGCCGUCUGGUCCCGCUUCCUGCUCCACGACCUCCCACGGUUCGCUCAGGGCGUGCUCUGCCGCGCGCCGCCGUCCAAGAAGGGCUUGUUCCGAUGCCUCUCCGACCAACCGGCGCUCCUCCCAGACAAGCUCGUGAGCAUGCGGCUGGACCGGGCUACUGGCGCCAAGUGCUACAUUCUCUCCGUGAGGUCGCUGCAUAUUUCGUGAGGCGAGACAAGACAAUACUGGGAAUGGAUCAAGCUCCCUUCUGAUGAUAUCCAAGCAAACAAGAGCUUCUUUGAAGCAGCUCAGCUUUGGGGAGUUUGGUGGUUAUUAAUCCGUGGCAAAAUACAUAGCACAAUGCUCUGCCGGAACUCCAAGUAUGCUGCUUACAUGGUGUUCAAACUAGCGGAUGAGUUCAGCAAGCUUGAUUUCCCGUUUCAAGUGGCAUCAAUAAGUGUUGGAGGGAAUGAUUCAUCAACACGCCAAGUUUGCCUCCAAGCUUACAUGGAGGAUGGGGAUGACGGAGUAUCUCGCAAACAUAUCUUGAGGUCAAGUUGGGAAAGCUAUCUGCCUCAUACGAAACGCCGUGCAAUUCCUCUCACGGAUGCCGUUAUGCUCCCUCGAAAAAGGGCUGACGGCUGGAUGGAGGUCGAGCUAGGCGAGUUCUACAAUGGAGAAGGAUGUGACGGUGAUGUGUUUGUGACCCUAAUGGAGACAGAAGCAGGAAAUUUCAAGAGUGGUCUUAUUGUGUGGGGUAUGGAGAUUAGAACUAAGCAACGAUGUUGAUGAGCUUGUUGGGUUAAGAACCGUCGUCUACAUUCCUUUCUAAAAAACAAUCCGUUUGAGUUGUUGCAAGUGAAACAUGAACUAUCCGUCCAAAUUUUCGAAACCAUUCAUCGACGAAAGUACAUGACUGUUGCUAUUUGUAACAAAGUAUA